Lolium rigidum is the source of this 1188-nucleotide messenger RNA. RefSeq lists its product as uncharacterized. The coding region runs from base 1 to 855 and encodes 284 amino acids. The record is from RefSeq and is a predicted model, not a curated record. The transcript is spliced from 5 exons. NCBI's taxonomy places the organism in Eukaryota, Viridiplantae, Streptophyta, Magnoliopsida, Poales, Poaceae.
AUGGUGACGCACCCGGCGCUGCUCCUCCAGCGUCUCCUCCCACUCGCGCAGCACACUCCGCCCAGUCGCUCCGCUCACGGCGAGCCGUACGCCGCCGCCUCCCCCCACCCCUCACGCCGCCGGCUCCCAGACGAUGGUGCCCUCUCCCUCCCGCGCGUCGUUUUUGCCUCUUCUUACUCAUGCACGUCUCCGCCACCCCUCUUCCUCACGCAUCCUCGUCUCUCCCACGCUCUCCAACAAGAUCGAGUUAAAAAUGCGAUUUUCCUCGUCCACCGGCCGGAUCUUCAGUUGAUCUGUCGAGCCAGGGUUAACGUGGAUCUUCAGUGGUGGUGGUGGAGGUGCGGAGCUCCAGUGGUAGCGCGAGACCUCCCAGAUCUCGACGAAGGCGCAGAGGCCGGCGCUGUGCUUCAACACCCUCACCUUCCUCGGCGUCAUUGUCCUCAUCGUCCCCGCGUUCCGCGUCGUCAAGGCCAGCCCACCCACUGUUUGAGAUGGUACUGGAGCUCUCCCUUUCUCGCCCCAAUCCCCUCGCCAAGUUCGUCUUUGGGUUGGGCUUGCCUCAGAUUUAUCGGCAAAUCAACACAUGGUCGGCGCCGCUCUCCCUCAACACAAGAUAUCCUGUUCCUCUGCACUUGGUUAGGGCCUGUGAUAUUCAUGGACUAUGGCGGCACGAUGCCUCAACUGCAGGAGAAUCACUUGCUGCAACUUGCAACUGAAUUUUAUGUCAUGCGAAGGGAUGCUUUUAUGUCAUGCUUAUGUGCAAUUGAAUUACUUGCAGCAACUUGCUUGCAUUGGUUGCACUGUUUGCUUGCAGCAACAACAAUUGAAUUACUCCUGCUCAUAUCUGCUUGCUAGCAGUGCUUGCUUGUGAGUAGGAUUGACUGAGUAAACAACAUUCAAUCAAUUAUUGGAGUAUCUGUGAAUAUUUCUGUCAACAUUCAGUCAAUUUUUGGAGUAUCUGUAAAUUACUUCAUCUCUUAUGCAGCUAAACUGAGUAGCUGACAGAGUGACCAAGUUAAACCUGGUGAAUCCGAGCCUGGCAAUCCGAACCUGGUGAUUUUGAUACAGUGCUUUAAACUGAAAGAAACUAAUGAAUUGUUUGUGCUUUUUAUUCCGCUCAAGUUGGAUUUGGGGACUGUAUAUGGAAUCUCUCCAUCAUUAUACAAUCUGAAUAAUUUCAGUACAACA